Molecule: messenger RNA, 4117 nt
Organism: Myripristis murdjan (pinecone soldierfish)
Lineage: Eukaryota; Metazoa; Chordata; Actinopteri; Holocentriformes; Holocentridae
Product: high affinity choline transporter 1-like
Exons: 9
Coding region: 197-1834 (545 amino acids)
Biological process (GO): transmembrane transport; acetylcholine biosynthetic process; choline transport
Cellular component (GO): plasma membrane
Molecular function (GO): choline:sodium symporter activity
Source: RefSeq, a predicted model, not a curated record
GUAAAGGAGAGGAAUGGACAACUGAAAGCGUUACCAAACCAGAGACACACAUUUCAUAAGGAGCACUUGUAAUCAAGAGACAUAUACAAGUAAAGUGCAGGUCAUUUUAAUCGGGUUUUUGAACGGUUGCCCCUCUCGAUGUGAUUCCCCGACCGGCUUGAGCGGAGGUGGAUGCGUUUUGCGUAACCAAGAAAAGAUGGCAGUGGAUAUCCCCGGGCUGGUGGCCGUGGUGAUUUUUUAUAUUGCCAUUCUGGCAACCGGGAUCUGGGCGUCUCGAAAAUCCAGAAAAGAGGAGAAGAAAUGUAUUGGCAGCAAGAGCGAGGUCACCAUAGUCGGUGGUCGCAACAUUAAUGUUCUGGUGGGGAUAUUCACAAUGACAGCCACCUGGGUUGGAGGAGGUUAUAUUAUGGGUACUGCUGAGGCUGUUUAUUCUCCUGCUCAAGGUCUCAUCUGGGCCAUGGGACCUCCUGCUUAUCUCAUCACUUUUCUUAUGGGAGGAUUGUUUAUUGCCAAACCUAUGAGAUCAAAGCGCUACUUGACCAUGUUGGACCCAUUUCAGCAUCACUAUGGCAACUCCUUCACCACGGCACUGUUGCUUCCUGCUCUCAUCAGUGAUAUUUUGUGGGUUGCCUGCGUCCUUGCUGCUCUUGGUGGAACGAUGAGUGUCAUUCUGGGGCUGUCCUCCAAUGUCUCCAUCAUUGUCUCAGCAGCCGUUUCUAUCACCUACACAUUUCUGGGGGGUCUCUACUCUGUGGCUUAUACUGACAUCAUUCAGCUCUGCUUCAUCUUUGUUAGCCUGUGGUUCUGCAUUCCCUUCAUGCUUCUCAGUCCUGCAUCUGCGGACAACGCACACACAGCCUUUCACAACCAGUCAAAUACUGGCCCAUGGCUUGGUGAACUGAAGCUGGAGGAUGCAGGGAAGUGGGCAGAUGAGAUGCUGUUAUUGGCUAUGGGAGGGCUGGCCUACCAGGCUCUACACCAGCGGAUCCUCUCUGCAGCCUCCUCUGCUCAGGCUCAGAUCACCUGUUUUGCUGCUGCUGGUGUAGUUCCUCUCAUGGGACUCCCUUCAGUUAUCAUUGGGGCAGUGGCUGCCUCUGCAGACUGGAAUCAGACAGAGUAUGGUCUACCCUCUCCUUAUGAUCGCGGGGAGGCAGGAAGGAUCCUGCCACUGGCCCUGCAGUACCUCGCACCCUCCUGGGUGUCAGUGUUAGGAAUUGGUUCAGUGGCUGCAGCCGUUAUGUCCUCCAUGGACUCUGCGCUGCUAUCCUCUGCAUCCAUGUUUACCCAAAAUAUAUACAAGAGGAUUUUAAGGACACAGGCGUCAGAGCGAGAGCUGCAGUGGGUGAUCCGUGUUAGUGUGUUGCUGUUGGGCCUGGGAGGGACAGCCCUGGCCUUUGGUGACGACAGCGUGUUUGCCUUCUGGCUGGUGAGCGGGGAUCUCGUCUACUGCAUUAUCCUGCCGCAGCUCAUCUGCGUUUUGCACUUUCGCCGUGCCAACAGCUAUGGUGCUAUCAGUGGCUACUUAGUGGGGAUGGUGCUGCGUUUGCUGAGCGGGGAGCCGCUGCUCAGGAUCCCUGCUGUAAUCUUGUACCCUGGCUGGAGGGAGCAGGACGGGGUCAUCAUCCAGUACUUCCCCUUCAGGACUCUGUCCACGCUGGUAUCUCUACUGUGUAUUCUUAUAGUGUCCUACCUGGCGGAGCUUGUCUUCUCACAUAGACUGCUGUCUCUCUCCUGGGAUGUGCUGGGUGUGUUUGGAGAGAAAGAGGAGUCAGAGGACGAGGAUAAACCUGAGCACCAAACAAAACCGAACAAUAUCACAAGUACAUUCUUAUAGGGUUAAUAUCAGUACAACACACACCACAAUCUACUUCUUUCACUGCAGAGACCAUGGACAUUAUACACUCCCUGACUUUCUGUCUCUGUCUCUCUCUCUCUCUCUCUCUCUCUCUCUCUCUCUCUCUCUCUCUCUCUCUCUCUCUCUCUCUCUCUCUCUCUCUCACUCACACACUCACACUCACACACACACACACACACACACACACACACACACACACACACACACACACACACAAAGCAUUUACACCAUAGCUUUAAAUGAUAGGCCUUUGAAUUACUGGAAUCACAAUGAUACAGAUGCGAUAAAAAUACAAAAUACAUAAUUUGAUAUCAGAUUACAUUGUCUCAAAAUAUUAAAACCAUCCACUUUCCAUGGUAAGUUUUUCUAAGAAACAAGUUUUGUAAUAGACUGCAAAAAAAAAAAAAAAAAAAGUUAUUUAUAUUUAGACAGCAUAAAUAAAUUCAGGGUUAUUAAAAAAAAAUAUGCACAUGUGUUGGAUUACCAUUAGUGUAUUUGGCAAAUUACUGAUCGUGUGUAGCACAUGACAGACCUUUGUGAAAAAUCUUGUUUUAAAUGCUGUAUGCUUUAUAUAUAUUUAUAUUUAGUUUAAAAAAAAGAUGAUUCUGUCCUCCACAAACAUUUAUAUGACGGCGUAUUUGUGCCAUUGUGUUUCCUUGUAACCAAAUCUGCUUACUGUUAUGUAUUUGCAGGGGCGCCGUAUAUGGGGGAAAAGUUAGGACAAUUCCAAGGGCCCUUGCCUGACAGGGGCCCCAAAAAAUAGGUAAAAACUAAUAUAAAAUUAUUAAACCAUCAACUAGUAAAUAUAUAUAUAUAUAUAUAUAUUUUUUUUUUUUUUCAUGGGGCCCAAAAUUCCUGGCGGCGCCCCUGUGUAUUUGUAUGAAAUCAUUUAUAAUGUCACAACUUCAUUUUCUGAGUGCUAUGUCUUACAUCCAGCUUAUAACCCUGCACACAGCAACACUUCCUGUCUUUUUCAUCUCUGUCUGUAUAACAGCAGUUACAUAGCACCACCUAUUGCCUGGGUAGGAUUAGCUUUCAGAACACAACAAUUGUAAAGUAUGAUCUGACUAAUUUGAUUUGGUCAUCAACUGCAGACUGGAUACACAGUAAGCUUAUACAUCCAUGAGUAAAGCAGCGGCGUCUGCAGUGUGUGGCUGAUCCAGCCUUGCAAAGCAAAGCAAACUUUUUUUUCUCAUACAUUUGUGACUUUUUAAUGUCUGAAAUUUCACGUUUUGUCUCAUCAAUUUGCGGGUAUUUUUCUCGUAAAUUUAUUACUGUAAUCUCAGAAAUUCUGACUUUUAUUCUCCCAGCUCUGUAUUUGUUUCUUUCCCUAUAAUGGCCCUAUAUGCCGUCAUACAUUUGGUUGUUUUAUAAGGAGCAGUUUUAAGUAUGGCAUAUAGCCAAAGCAAUAACCCUCAGGCAGGCAACUGAGUGAACUUUUUGAAAUAAUAGAUAUCUUGAUUUAGAUAAAACAAUUUUCAUUUUUUCAGUAUUCCUUUAAUUUCUUUGUAGCUCUGUUCUCAAGGACUCUCAGUUAGCUACAGAUGGGAAGUUAUAUUGUUUUCUGGUUAUUAUCUGUGCUCAUAUGUGAUUCUGCAUGCUGUAAGUGUUCAUGUGGAAAAAAAAACAUGUGAUAGCAGAUACCUGAGGCAGUGUGGUUGACUGCACCUUCCCAGAGUUUCUUCCCAGGUGUGCCUGCUAAACCAAAAAAAGAAAAAAGAAAAAAAAGAAAAAAGAAAACACUGCACAAGCAGAUGAUAUCUCUAAAGGUGGGAUUUGAUAAGGCACCUUGAAGUAGAACAGGUCAAACACACAGUUUUUGAAUCCAUACAAGAAAAGAAAAUACAAACUCUCUUUGGUCUUAGACAAAGAUUGAUUGAAUCACUUGGUGUUUUUUGGGUGUGUGUAUGAGUGUGAGAGACAUACAACACAUAUAUAGUCAAGGACAUACUCUUUUCAUGUGUUAUAGCCUACAGUUUUAGGUAGAGUGACUAAUAAUGCAAAGGUAGGUAGACUUAUUACCACUGCUUUUGUUCAGAAAAGUACUAACAGAAAGUGUCUUUCUUUGUUGCCUUUAGGCCACAGUUCCCAUUAUUUUGAAAUCUCCGUGGUAAAUACCCAUAAAACCACAAUGCAAUUGCAAUGCCACCCGUGCAGCAGCAGAUGGCGGCUUUUAAACAUGAAGCGGACCAAAACCAAACACGACACCAACUUGAUAAGACAUGGCUAUUUACAGUCAAAAAAAAAAAAAAAAAAAAAAAA